Messenger RNA from Lutra lutra (Eurasian river otter), 1993 nucleotides. Its product is annotated as vomeronasal type-1 receptor 2-like. Gene Ontology annotation, cellular component: membrane. Gene Ontology annotation, molecular function: pheromone receptor activity. Gene Ontology annotation, biological process: G protein-coupled receptor signaling pathway. Lineage: Eukaryota; Metazoa; Chordata; Mammalia; Carnivora; Mustelidae. The record is from RefSeq and is a predicted model, not a curated record.
CGCGGGUUUCGGGUCUGUCGGUCCCUCCCUCCCGGCGGUUUCGGGUCCUGCUCUGGGAUUCCUCCGAACUCCGCCGGUUGUAGGGAGCUGUGUGUUCCUUUUAUGGCAUGCAGAGAAGAUCCUGGACACAGUAAGGUCAUGGCUCCAAGAACAAAAGGGCUGAUUGUUGAAAAACAUGGAGUGAUCAUAACAGAACCCCCCGCCUGUGAAUUUGAAUACUGAGUUCUGGAAAAUGGCGGAAUGGCUUCGGUGGACUUGAAUAUAGGAAUGAUCUUGCUAUUCCAGACAGUCGUGGGAAUCCUGGGGAACUUCUUGCUCUUGUAUCAUCGCGUGUCCCUUUACUUCAGGGGAUGCAAGCUGAGAGCCACAGACUGGAUUCUCGGGCUCCUGACUGCAGCCAACUGCCUGGUCAUUCUCUCGAGAGGAGUCCCGGAGACCAUGGCAGCUUUAGGGCUGAAACAUUCCGCCACUUACCAUGAGUGCCACCUCCUUCUCUAUGUUCACAGAGUAGCCAGAGGCAUGUGCAUUUGUUCCACCUGCCUCCUGAGUAUCUGCCAGGCUGUCACCAUCCACCCCGGGAACUCCAGGUGGGCGGAGCUUAAGGUGAAAUCUCCCAAGUACGUUUGCCUCUCCUGUACCCUGUGCUGGGUGCUCCAUAUGGUGGGAAGUAUGUUUUUUCCUAUUUUUGUGACUGGUCAAUGGAGCAACAAAAAUAUUACAGAGAAAAGAGAUUUCAGAUAUUGUCCUGCUUGGUGGCAUAGCGCCAAGAUCGCAAGCUCAGUGUACGCCGCAGUGACAUCUUUCCACGACAGUUUGUGUUUGGGACUCAUGACCUUGGCCAGCAGCUCCAUGGUUUUCGUCCUCUACAGGCACAAGCAGAGGGUCCAACACAUCCGUAGGAACAGUCUCUCCCCCAGACCCUCCCCUGAGACUAGAGCCACCCGAAGCAUCGUUGUUUUGGUGACCACCUUUUUAUUUUGUGCCCUCUCCUCUGUCAUUUACAUUUACUUGGCUUUCUUUAGUGAUUCCAAGCGGUGGCUGAUCAUGCGCCGGCUCCACUGUGUCUGCUGUGGGAGAAAUACAUAAUUCCGUCAUCUCGUCAGAGAAGCAUGAAUUGUCCUCCACCAGUUCAGUCAUGGAUACGCCCAAACCUGAAAGCAUGUUUAGAACAAUUAUGAGCCAGUUUCCCUGCAGAGAGAAGGUUAAGCAAGACAGACUGACACUGGCCUAAUAUGAAAUAGUGAAUAAUAAUAGCGUGGUACAUGAACUCUUCUGGAAUUAACAUGUGUGUACUUAGAUAGUUGUAUGUUCAUUAACAGUUACCCUGGAGAAGUUAAGGUUCCAUAGAACAGUCCUGAAAUAAUGUGAAGACACUGGAAAUGCCUUUGACUGUGUAACUUUCAAAUUGAGAUACAUUAAAAUGUCCUAAGAUGUACCUGAGCCCGGAAUUGUGAAGACAGUUGGAUAAGAGGGAACAGCAUGUGGGUAAGUCUUUUCAGAAACUAGGGAUGGGAGCCAUGGUUCUGAUUUGUGAUGCAAAUGGCCUGGGGUGAAGCUGGAGGGAAAAAUCAAGUUUUACUUAUUUCUGGCUUUGGAGGCUGUGUUGCGAAUGUUGUGCUUUAUAGACUAAGAGAAAUUGGGGACAUUUGAAAUAUGCUAAUGCUAAUGGAGAAAGACGAGCAUAUUAAAAUAUUUUCAGGUCAACAUUUUAGGAGUAAACUGCAGGGGGCGAAGAGGAACUUAGGAAGAUAUGUCCACUGAAUUUUAUAAAGGGUGCAGGUGGGGGGCAGCCAGUACACAGAUCGGGUGUGUAGGAAAAGACUGAACGGACUCUGGGAAUGUUUAGAAGGUGGAUUGUCCUGUGUUAAAUCUUGAUGGCAGUUGGCUCUUUUGGCGAAAAGAUGUUUCAAGAUGGACUUCUGCUUUUCCAACUUGAGGAUACAAGACGUUACAGAAGAGCAUUUCAUCAAGCUUGGGGCAGUAGAUGAGUAGC